AUGAGCGGAAAUUACCAUCAAGAAAGAAGUCGUUUGAUUCAACAACACAAAGAGGAGAUUAAGUCAAUAGAGAAGGAAAUUAAGUCAAAGAGGGGGGUUUUAAAGGAGCAGUACCAGAGACAUUUAGAGGAGGCACAGAAAAGACAUCAGGAGGAAAUGAAAGAGUUCGAAACAAAAUACGGGAACGAAGAAGAAAAGGUAAAGAAAGGGAACAAGCCAGUUGCUUUGUCAUCUUCUUCAAAGGAAGCAGAGGGAUGUAAUUCAGGCAAAACAGUUUUAUAUGAAGAAAGACAAUGGAACAGUUUAAGUAAGUCAGAGCUGGAGAUUGAGUGCAAGCUGAGGGGUCUGAACUCAAAAGGUGGUAAAGAGGAUCUGGUGACUAGGCUAUUUAUAUUUACUGCAGAUCAGAAAUCAAAGUUGAGUAAGAUACCCCAAGGUGAGCAAAAAGGUAUGGAAGUGGUUAAAUCUCGAGACAAAUCAAGUGGUAAUUUAGAAUCAUCUUCAAUCAAAGGAUUUACAGUUGUUUCAAGCACGAAUAAAUUUGCUCCUCCUGAAAUAAAUUACUCAGAAGCAGGGGGUACUGGUAGGAGAAAGGGAAGAUCUCAAAAUAGAAAGAUUGAUCACAGGAAAAAUGUGAAGCCGGGACAUAACUCGUGGGCAGCUUUCUGCGCUAGAAAUGAUAUUCCCAGGAAGAAUACCGGCCUGAAUAUUCAUGAGGAUUUAAACUCGGAGAGUUCUGACGAUGAGAAGAAUGAGGAAGAAGAACAAUCUUUAAAAGAUAGUCAUUCAGAAAAUGAUUCUAUUGAAAGCGAUGAAAAUGAAUUAUCUGGCUCAGAAUCUGAAGAUAUCGACGAGGAGGAGCUCGCUAGGAGAAAUAAAAGAAGAGCAGUUAUGGUUAAGGUACUGGAGAAGAUGUUUUCAAGUAUCACAAUUAGUGAAAAGAAGAAUGGGUUAAAACUUUCAGAAAUAGAGGGACAACUAACUAGGCUUAAUGUCAAGAAUUUCAAGCCAGAACUUCUUGGAUACAAAUCUCUAGAAGAGUGGUUAUCUUGCCAAUCAAAGACUGUUUUAACUUAUGAUGAACAUAAUCAGCUUGUUUUCCCUCCUGGGCACAAAAUUCCAGACUCCAAAAAUAACAAAAAAGAUGACGCAUACUAUGUAGAUUCCUUAAGUGAGCAGGAGGAAAAAAAGAAUAGUGAUGAUGACGACUUCUUUAUUUAG
Messenger RNA from Cryptosporidium ubiquitum, 1221 nucleotides. RefSeq lists its product as uncharacterized. Lineage: Eukaryota; Apicomplexa; Conoidasida; Eucoccidiorida; Cryptosporidiidae. The record is from RefSeq and is a predicted model, not a curated record. The transcript has a single exon. Bases 1 to 1221 code for a protein of 406 amino acids.